AUGCCAGAAAACAUUGUGCGUAAAAGAAACAAGCCCACAUUUGUUUGUACAAACUGCAAACGAAAGAAGAUUAAAUGUGACAGGAAGACGCCAUGCUCGUCUUGUGUUAAAUUGAAUAUAGGCUACACUUGUGUUUACGACACAAGAUGGACAACGGCCGGAAAGAUCAGUGGUCACCAGAAACUGCAUUCUCGAAGCUCGUCAUCUAAUUCUCAUGAUCAGGUCGAAGUUGCUCAAUUAAAAGCAAAGAUUACAGAAUUGGAGAAUAUAAUUGCACAAUACAACACGAAAGAAGAGAAAGACAAUAUGGUCCCCAAAAACAAUGCCGAAUCCAAUCUGAAAGUUAAUGGGCCAAAUUAUGUGCGUGCUCAUCCAAUCGCACCUCCGGAAACAACGCUUACUCCAAAUCCAAUUGUGAAUCCAGAAGACACACUUAAUUUUUAUGCUGGGUAUACUCCCAUGUACAUUAAAGGCAAUAUUCGAAGAGUCAAUUUCGGGCCUUUAUCUUGGAUAGCAUUAUUGAAACGAGAUCACGCGUUAUCUUUGGCGUGGAAGGAUCUCAGCACUAAGGGAUACUUUAGCGGUCUUAAUUUGAGACAGGUUCCAAUGAGUCCUGAAAACAUAGUCAUUUUGAACACACAAAUGAGCACUCCAGAAGGUGUGUCACCUAACAUGGACAAAUUUUUCCGUCGCAAGUACUUGGAAAUUGAAGGAUAUGAGGAAACAAUGCCUUACCAAUCAUUGACUAGAAUUGGUGUCGAUACUGGGCAAACCAACGGUAGUGAUCAUCAUAAAAACAACGCAAAUGCCUCGAAUAUACAGCCAGACUUUAAAAUGUCCUUUACGCUGAUCAGUCUUGCUCGUACGAUUUUUGAAGGGAAGAUAAACCCGGAAUUACAAUUGAUUGAAAAAAUCAAAACGAUAUUACCUUCAAAGAAAGUAUUUUGGAACCUAAUAGACUUAUUCUUCAAAAAUGUCUACCCAUUCUACCCAUUCAUUGAUGAAGAUUCGUUCAAGAAGGAUUUGCAAAAGAUAGUAGGCAAGGUUGACUACGAUGACAAGCCAUUUUCCAAAAUAAAUGUGAGCAAGAAGUUGGAUUUAGCGGUGGUUGCCCUCUGUUUCAUUUGUUUAAGGCUAACUUACUUGUCGUUAUAUUCCAACAAGGACUCCACCAACCGAGGCAUAGUUGAGUCCCAGGAUGAGACAUUGACAAAAUUUCUUUUUCAAAACCCCAUAAACUCAUCCUGUAUCGAUGUUGCCAAUUCUUGUAUUCAAUGUUUUCAUUUCAGAAGAAAAUCCAACCUUACCGUUUUCCAAGCAAUUUUGUACAUGCGAUUUUACAGAAACAUUGCUCCUGAAGAAGGCGACGGAAUUGAUGGUGGAGAUUCUCAAUUGGGAACAGCAUUGCUUAUACAGAUGGCCGUAUCCUUGGGCCUUAAUCGUGAACCCGACUUAUUCGAUGUUUGCAAUGAUGAGAAAACUAAUCACUUGGGUCGCAAAAUAUGGGCUGCAUUAAUGGCGGCCGAUUUUCUUUUCUGUCUAUCAGCUGGGAACCCUCCAAGUGUUCAUCCUCAGCAUUAUGAUGUUUCUGAACCAUUCCUUACCUCCAAGAACAGCAACAUAAAAGACAUUGAAAUGGAGUCCGUUAUAACGCAAGGUUAUGCAGUAGUUGAUUCAGAUCGAGAGCUUUUGCGUAGAUUACUUUCCUAUGUCGUGGAUAUAAGGAAUGGUGUUGAAAUGAACAAAAUCACUCAUAAGUUGCAUCUCACUGAACAGAUAUGGCAAUCCAGAUACAACGUCAUGCAUAACGCGGAGUUGAAAAGUGAGGUUGAUAAUUCCGAACACACGAGGGAAGACAUCAAAAGAUUCUUGUACAUUAAAAAGGCAAGGAGGUUUUUGCUCAUGAAAAUUCCCCUCACCUCCUUUUACUACCAUAUAUAUUUGCAUUACGAAGACAUGUUGGACACGGAGCUAUCCUUUUUUUACUUGCUGAAAAUACUUUUAAUCAUUAUAAAUGACAUCAUUCCGUACAUUCAAGACAUCAUCAACGGGAAUUUGAGUUCUGUUGGUCUAUUCUUGAAUCCAAUGGCUCAAGUUGGGUUGCUCAAGUCAAACGAGGUUGUGUUUUCAUGUCUAGCUCGUGUUAACUUUGUGAUAUAUCAAUUGGAGACGUCUGAAAAUCAUGCUAGUAAAUUGAAUGAAGAUCAGCAAUACCGUGAACACUACAAUUUAUUAAAGGGCAUGUCAGUUAAUAUUACAAAGACUAGUAAAUUGAUUACCUUACUACUCGAGAGAAUGGGACAGAGAUAUUAUUGCGCUUGGAGGCUAUCGAAAGCUCAGCAUACUAUAUGCCACACGCUAACAGGAAAAGAGUUUUACGAGAAACAUGCUCAGAAGUUGAAGCGGGUCAAAGGAUUCCAAUUCACAACGACGCAGUUGAAUAGAUUCAAUGUAUUGAUUGGACAGCUACAGGAGGAGGUACACAAAACAUUGAGCUUUGAAGACGGUCAGCACGCUUCGACACCAAAUAUUGUGAAUACUGACUUGGCUGCCGAUAUUCGUAAAUCAAUGCUUGAGGCACAAAAUAUGGUCUCAGAAGAAUCUCCUUACUCGCAGGAGAGUGCUUCUGGUGGGACCACUUCGGACACUCCUAUGAAACAGACAACAUUGGAGGACUUUAAUAUGAACUACAUUGAUCACAUGUGGCUCCAACACGUCGCUUUUCGAAACGAUACCAACCUGUCAUUGGAGAACAACUUGAUCUCGAAUAGCGAUGAGUUACGAAUGUUGCUGAGCGUAACACCCACUGUUGUCCAGAAUGAGUUUGAUAUUGACGAUGGUGGUACUAAUCCUAUUGCUAGCUCUACUAUUCAAGGUAACUCAAACAACAAUGACCCAUCACAAUCUCAAGUUGAGAAUCGACCAAAUCUACAGCCACGGCAAGCAAGCAAUUCUACCGUUCCAUUGCAAUCUUUAUUAGACACCAUGCAAGGACAAGAGUGUCUUGAUUUCUUACUCGAUGCUGGUUUGAAGUAUAGCUAUGAGUCCUUUUUGUAG
Messenger RNA from Lodderomyces theae, 3057 nucleotides. Its product is annotated as CTA4. Gene Ontology annotation, biological process: positive regulation of transcription by RNA polymerase II; DNA-templated transcription. The record is from RefSeq and is a predicted model, not a curated record. Gene Ontology annotation, cellular component: nucleus. NCBI's taxonomy places the organism in Eukaryota, Fungi, Ascomycota, Pichiomycetes, Serinales, Debaryomycetaceae. The coding region runs from base 1 to 3057 and encodes 1018 amino acids. Gene Ontology annotation, molecular function: DNA binding; DNA-binding transcription factor activity, RNA polymerase II-specific; zinc ion binding. The transcript has a single exon.